Molecule: messenger RNA, 2193 nt
Organism: Micromonas pusilla CCMP1545
Lineage: Eukaryota; Viridiplantae; Chlorophyta; Mamiellophyceae; Mamiellales; Mamiellaceae
Exons: 2
Coding region: 1-2193 (730 amino acids)
Source: RefSeq, a predicted model, not a curated record
AUGCGCGCGUCGUCGCGCGAUCGCGCGCGCGGCGGCGGCCGCGGGGCACCCCCCGCUGCCGCCUCCGUCUUCGUCGUCCUCGCGUGCGCCGCGCUGUUGCUGCUCCCGACGCGCGCUGUCUGCGUCGCGACGCGCGACGGCGGCGACGACGACGACCUCGACCUCGACCUCAAGCUCAAGCUGACGACGCGCGCGCUCGAGACGCGGCCGUCCCCGGGCGACGUCGUCGUGAUUCGCGCGCGGCUCGACGUCGACAUCGACGGCGACGGCGGCGUGCGCGCGGCCCUCGCGCGCGCGCGCCUCGCGAACGAAGAAAACGUCACGCUGACCACCUUCACGAGGGUGAACUUCCAGGACGAACAGUCGUGGGGGCCGAUGCGCGACGACGGCGUGUUCCCGGACGUGCGCGCGGACGACGGCGAGUACGCCGCGGCGGUGCGCGUCCCCGGCGACGGCGCCGCGCGCGGGGGCGACGUCUUCAGAUGGCGCGUCGAGGCGACGCGCGCGGCGGCGGCGGCGGCGACGUCGCGGUCGCCAAAAUUCGACAACGACGAGCGGCCGCGGUACCGCGGGACGGUCGUGAUGGGCGACGAACGCGACGACGACGACGACGACGACGACGACGACGACGACGGCGGCGGCGGCGACGACGCGGCCGCGCUGGAACGCAUGCGGGAGAACUUAGCGUCGGCGACGUUCGCCGCCGCGGGCGUCCCGGCGCCCGCGAUGUUCCACCUCGUCGUGUACCUAAACGGCGCGUACCACGGUCUGUACUCGUUCGUCGAGCAAGUGGACGAGACGUUCAUGAAACGCAACGGUCUGGACGACAAAGCCGACGCGUACAAGGCGGUGCACUGGAAGUACAGUAACCUCCGCGCGCCGAACGUUACGGCGCAGUGCCCGUGGGCGACCCCGGACUGGCCGGCGCGGUGGGAGGAGUGUCCUGAGGUGUGGCGCGUCGUGAACGGCGACGCGAAGCGCGCGAUGAAAGCCUCGGAGGCGCUCGAGUUGGACGCGUACCCAAUCGGCGAAGGCCGCUGGCGCCGCACCCCGAGCGCGGCGGCGGUCCAGGAAGUGAAGACGCUGAAAUCCGCCGCGUUCGCGCCGUUGACGGAGCUCACGACGACGCUCGCGCGCGUCGUCGCGGAUCCUCGCGACAUCGGCGACGCUCUGCUCAUGGACGCUUUGGACGUCCCCGCGAUACUCAACGAGAUGGCCGCGCAGACGCUCGUGUUGUCCGUCGAUCGAUGCGCGAAGAAUUACUUCGUGACGCGCGACCGCGACACGCUCGAGUGGCGUCGUCUGCCGUGGGAUCUCGAGGACGCGUUUCCCGUGGACUAUCGCGAUGGCAUCGGCCGCUGCGACGCGGCGACGCAGUGCGGCGCGAACGAGACGGACUACUGCUUGCUCACGUGCGACAAGUUCAACUCUGUGUUUUUCUGCGACGCCAAUCACCCGCAAGACGUCUUCGUCGACGACCGCGACGGGAUGGAGGCCAAGAGCACGUAUAACGUCCUCGUCGACGCCGUUUUGAAGACACCCAAGACGCGCGCGAUGUACCUGCGUCGCCUGCGGACGCUCGCGGACGCGCUGCUCAUGAGCGACUUCAUCGACCGAACCGCGAUGGAGUAUCUGCGAGCGAUUAAAAACGACGCGCGGCGAGACAGCGAAAAGUGGAACGUCGGCGGCGUGCGCGCCGUGGAGCAGGGCGUCCUCCAACUCCGCUCGCAGUUUCUUCCCGCGCGAAGAAGACAGCUGCUGGAGGAGACGUCGGAGAUGCCGCCGCCGCAGCGCGAGGACGUGCGGGUCGCGUUCGGCGACGUCGACGAGGCGCGCGAAGACCGCGAGCGCGCGUUCGCGGAGGUGAUCAAUCCGAACGACUUCGCCGUCGACCUCUCCGGUUGGACGUUCAGGCGCGUUCUCUACAAACGUUUUUCACCCAUCUCACGGUUUCAACGAACGUUUGAUCGCGUCCCCUUUCAACUGACCGAUGAACUUUUUUGUAUGGAAUCGUCCUACUCAGGGCGCCGGGGAAGGUGCGGCACGCGCUCGCGCCGGGGACGGUCCUCGCGCCGCGAUCGCGGCUCGCGCUCGUGCGCGACCCCGCCGGGUUUCGAUCCCGCGCGGUCAGCCCGCGCGGAGGCGAGGGGUAUCUCGUCCAGCGGUGGACGAGAGGGAAGAGCCUCGACCUGA